UAAUAACCUUUCAGCAUACAGUGCUAACUGCUGUGUGACUAAAAUACUUUAGCUAGCGUAAGUUAUAAACGUUGUUUGUUUAUGUGGAUGAUUAGUGUAUAUUUCAUUUUCUAGUGUGGAUCACCGCAGCAGUUGCUGCUACAACAAGUAAUUCGGCACCAACACCUUAUUCAAUUGCGGAACUGAAAGUUGUAACAGCAGGGCUGUUAUUCCACGUACACGUUCAGUAGCUAGCUUGAUCCUCGAAAAAUGGCUGACGACUUUGGGUUUUCAUCUCCUGAUAAUGGUGUUCAUCCCGUUGAAGAAGAUCCUGCUGCUGCGUUUCUGGCUCAACAGGAAAGCGAAAUUGCUGUGAUAGAGAAUGACGGUGAAGGAUUCGGAGAUUUGGAGGAAGCUGAACAACCUCAGCAAGAAGAAGAAGAUUCUGUCCCCGAAGUACAGUAUGAUGCCUUUAAUGAUGAACCAACUGCAGUAAACGGAGACAUGUUUGAGGACUCAAAUGGGAUAUCAGACAGUUAUGCUGCCAUCGCCCAAGUUGACCAGUUCCGACAAGAACCUGAAAGUUUGCGCAUGUGGAGGGAGGAACAGAAAACUCGACUGGAAGAAUUAGAUGCAGCAUCCAAAGCUGCAGAGGCUGAAUGGAAAGAGAAGGCCAGGAAAGAGCUUGAAGACUGGCAUCACCAUCAAAGUGAACAGCUGGAGAAGAACAAAACUAACAACAGACUUUACCCAAGUCAAGAACGAGCAUCUGAAGAGGCCUUCCUAAAUGAGGUUGGCGAAGACAGCCCCGGCACCGAGUGGGAGAAGGUGGCCCGACUCUGUGACUUCAACCCCAAAACCAACAAGCAAUCCAAGGACGUGUCCCGCAUGCGCUCCGUCCUCAUCUCCCUGAAACAGACACCCCUGGUAGAAGCUGAUUCAACAUGAAGCAUCCCCAGAACAUAAUCCUUAAACAUCUGUUACUUUUACAUCUUUAUUAUCAGGUCAAUAUGAGGCAUCUAUUGAAUUGUAUAGGUCAUGUUGUUUCACUGUAACUUUACCACCUGUAUGUUAGAAGGUUAUGAAGGCAGCCAGGGUGUCACUUCUAUUACAGUGUACAUCACUCCACUUAAGCAGUAAUACUGUUCAAUACCAGGACACUAUACUGAGGCCUUCUGGAACUUAACUUGAGAGUCAGAUAUUCUAACAGAAGAUGGUUUGCACAAGUUGUUCUGCUCAUUGACUGCCAAAGACUUGCUAAACUUACAUGCAUGACGGCACCACAGGGAAUGUCUAAAUGAGGCCUUUGUCAUCCCAUAAUUAUGCUAUACUGGCUUCUGUUCUUACCAGUUCUUUUAUACAAGGAUGGAGCCACACAUGUGCAUAGUGCCUGCAAAUUUUUCCCACGUAAGGUUAGCAUUCAGAUGCGGUUGAAAGAAUGUUACAGCACUUGAUAUUUCUUCUAAACUGAAGUUCUUCAAUAAAACAUUGGUCAAGCUAA
Messenger RNA from Clupea harengus (Atlantic herring), 1480 nucleotides. RefSeq names its product clathrin, light chain B (gene cltb). Gene Ontology annotation, biological process: intracellular protein transport; clathrin-dependent endocytosis. The record is from RefSeq and is a predicted model, not a curated record. Gene Ontology annotation, molecular function: structural molecule activity; clathrin heavy chain binding. NCBI's taxonomy places the organism in Eukaryota, Metazoa, Chordata, Actinopteri, Clupeiformes, Clupeidae. Gene Ontology annotation, cellular component: postsynaptic endocytic zone cytoplasmic component; synaptic vesicle membrane; clathrin coat of trans-Golgi network vesicle.